Topomyia yanbarensis is the source of this 2395-nucleotide messenger RNA. Its product is annotated as ubiquitin-conjugating enzyme E2 R2. Gene Ontology annotation, biological process: ubiquitin-dependent protein catabolic process; protein polyubiquitination. The transcript has 6 exons. Lineage: Eukaryota; Metazoa; Arthropoda; Insecta; Diptera; Culicidae. Gene Ontology annotation, molecular function: ubiquitin conjugating enzyme activity. The coding region runs from base 500 to 1225 and encodes 241 amino acids. The record is from RefSeq and is a predicted model, not a curated record.
AUUAAAUUUUCUUCUUUUGUUGUCAAAAUAAAGUAAGUUUCGUCGCAGCGAAGUUUUCGUAACAGCGCAGCCAUUCGCAAAACUUUCGUGGUCGGAUUAUUCCAGGCAUAAGAGCAAGUUAAAUUUAAUUAAAAAGUGUUUAAAUUUUGCGUGUUUACAAGUAUGAGAACUUGGUCGUAUAUUAUACUAGUUAUUUUGUUCGUGAACGUGUUAAAUUAUUAAUCGACGGGGAAAUAUAUUUUCCAAGUGCCAAAAUACUUUUUUGUUCAUUAGGGCAUUGGUUCGGUCGUUGUUGUAAAGCGGAAAAUCGUGGCAAUUCUCCAAAAACCUUCAAUUUUGUUCAACCUUCGGUAUUUUAUUGUAAAUUUACUAUCAACAUCCACACCUUCAGGCACUGAUUUUGUUCGUAGAGGCCACCAGAAGAUAGAUAUUCUGCAGUGAAUCAUUGGAAAUAUCUCGGCCGAUUUGUAGGAAGUGAACGAGUUUAGUAACAACAGAUAUGACUUCGCAGCCGUCCAGUUCCGCAGUUCGUGCUCUAUCUCUGGAGUACAAGAGCCUUCAGGAGGAACCAGUCGAAGGCUUCCGUGUAAAGUUGCUGAACGAAGAUAAUCUCUUCGAGUGGGAAGUUGCAAUUUUUGGACCGCCAGAUACGCUCUAUCAGGGCGGCUAUUUUAAGGCGCACAUGAAAUUCCCUCCCGACUAUCCGUACUCUCCUCCUUCUAUACGAUUUUUAACAAAAGUAUGGCAUCCAAAUGUGUAUGAGAAUGGCGAUCUGUGCAUCUCGAUUCUACACCCACCAGUAGACGAUCCGCAGAGCGGUGAACUUCCCUGUGAACGGUGGAAUCCGACGCAAAACGUUAGAACCAUUCUACUGUCAGUGAUCUCUUUAUUGAACGAGCCAAACACCUUUUCUCCAGCAAAUGUCGAUGCUUCGGUUAUGUACCGGAGAUGGCGGGAUUCACAGGGCAAGGAUAAUGAGUACCCUAAUAUUAUAAGGAAACAGGCACAGGCCGCUAAAGCAGAGGCAGAGAAGGAGGGAAUCGUUGUACCGACUACACUGGAAGAAUACUGUAUCAAAUCAAAAACGAAACCGAGCGGUCAAGAACCCCAGCUCGAUAUGACAGACUUCUAUGACGAUGAUUAUGACCUAGACACCGAGGAUGACGAUCAAGUGUCGGUGGAAUCGUUCGCCGAUGGCGACGAUAGCGGAAACGGCGAAUCAUAACAGACCAACGGAGGUAGUGUUAGUUCUGUUUAGUUUACUAAACAUUUGUAACCGAUACAUGGCGAAUGCAGACAAGAGAAUGCUAAAAAAAUUAUAAAUAUAAAAAGUUCAUAAAGACGUAACGUGGAAUGCUGUUAAAUGGCACAUGUUUUAAUUCAUGUUGGCGUGGUUGCAUUUGAACCGACUAUUCUUAUUCAGCUUUGAGAUAACGGAAAUUCAGUAUAUCGUCAUACCGACAUGCUGAAGUUAUUGUGUGCUACAGUUUGGAAUCGGAUACAUAUAUUGUACGAAUGCAGAUACUUGAAGAAAAUAAAAAAAACAGACGAGCGUUCAUUAGGUGUUCUCUUCUUCCGACUUGCGUUUCUCUGUCUCCUUUUUUGCGUUCCAAAAGCAACGUAAGGUUUACUGUAAAUAAACUAAAAUAGAGAUUGGGCGUAGAAACGGAAUUCAACGAUCCAUUCAUAGAUAAGCACGCCAAUUAUAUGUAAUGUUAGUUUGAGUACGGUUUUGGUUUUCCAAUAAAUUUUGCGAUUGAUUACUGUGCAGUAGUCGGUGUAAAUGAAGAAGUAGUGCUCACAAGAAUAAAUCCAUACACACCAAUAGUAAAAGUAGUAAUAAAAGACGGAAUAUACAAUAAUUAAUGAGGAAAGCUUUCAUGCGCAACACGUUCACCGUAGCGUUAUUUAUGGCAUCAACGCCCAUCCAUGUUGUGGAAAAGCGUCAUUGUUGGAUCCUUAUGCUGUAUUGUUUUGCUAAGUUAAAAAGUUGCUUUUUAUUAUCAAUCAUUUAGUUUUGUAACAUAUAUUUCCUUUCCGCAAACUGUCCCGAACUAAUCUCCUAACAUUUUUUGUUUGUCUUCAUGAUAAGUGCAGCGAAGUUUCGAAGCAAUAUAGUAAUAGUUCACCCAUGGAAAUAUUUAGAACAGUGUCUGACAUUACAAUACAAAAAAUUUCAACAAAUAAGCCCAGCUAAUUAUCUCAAUCUCUUCUCUUAUAGUGAGUAGUACUAAGAUAAGAUCGCGUGAAGCCAAGUUAAAGAAAAUAUGUUCAAGCGGUACUUCAACUUUUCGUCACAUUUUUUUUAAUUAUUUUAUGUAAACUUUGUAGCGUAGACCUAUUGAUUUUACAUAAACAGAAAAUACAAGGAAUUUAUUUUAUUUUUACAUACAAA